CGACGCAGUUUCUGCUGAUUUUUUUUUUUUUUUUUUUUUUCUGCGCGUCUGCGGCGUUUUAUAAUAACGGCCAAUGCCACUGGGCUCAAUCACGAAAACGGUUCAGUUGUAACUAAAAGCGGUCAGAGUGCAGCUCUUUGUGGCACAAUGGCUGCGACGUAGCGCAACUUUUUUUUUUUUUCUUUUCUUUUUUUGGUGCAUGAUCGACAGCGCUUUUUGGUGCCGCAAACUUUUACGGACUUGUAGGAAGAAGCUGACAAGACUUGCAACAUGAAGAAGCAGUUUAAUCGCAUGAAGCAACUUGCCAACCAGACUGUUGGAAGGGCUGAAAAAACUGAGGUCCUGAGCGAUGACCUCCUGCAGAUCGAGAGGCGGCUGGAGCUGGUUCGUCUGGUGUCUCACAACACGCACAAGAGGCUGGUGUCCUGUCUGCAAGCUCAACUGGGCACAGACACAGAGAAGAGACACAAAAAGCUGCCCUUGACGGCACUGUCUCAGACCAUGCAGGAGGGAGGUGGUCAGCUCGGGGAAGAGAGUUUGAUUGGCAAAAUGAUGGACGUGUGUGGGGACGCUGAGGGCAAGUUAGCCACUGAACUGUUGCAGCAUGAAAUGCAGGUGGAGAAAGACAUUCUGGAUCCUCUCAACCAGCUGGCAGAGGUAGAAAUCCCCAACAUACUAAAACAGAGAAAGCAGCUUGCUAAGCUGGUUCUCGAUUAUGACUCGGCUAAAACAAGGUGGUUACAGGCGACUAAGUCCACCAAUCAAACCGUGGCAGCUAAAGUUGACUCGCUCAAAGACGAGAUGGACGAAGCGCUCAAUAAAGUAGAAAUAUGCAAGGACCAGCUCGCUGCAGAUUUGUACAGCUUUGCUUCCAAAGAGGGAGAAUAUGCACGCUAUUAUGUCAUGUUAUUAGAGACCCAGGCAGACUACCAUAGGAGGUCUCUGGCAGCUCUGGAGGCAGUUAUACCAACUAUCCAGAUACAGCAAGACACCUGGAUGGAGAAGCCGGCAUUUGGCACGGCUCUGGAGGAGCAUCUGAAAAGGACCAGCCGUGAGAUUGCUCUGCCGAUUGAGGCCUGCGUCAUGAUGCUGCUGGAAACCGGCAUGAAGGAGGAGGGUCUCUUUAGAAUAGCUGCUGGAGCUUCAAAACUUAAAAAGUUAAAAGCAGCGCUGGACUGCCCCACCUCGCAGCUCGAGGACUUCUACUCUGAUCCUCAUGCCGUGGCUGGAGCUCUGAAGUCCUACCUCAGGGAACUUCCUGAACCUCUAAUGACAUUUAGCCUGUAUGAUGAGUGGAUACAGGCCUCCAAUGUCACAGACCCUGACAAAAGACUUCAGGCCUUGUGGGUGACAUGUGAUCAUUUGCCAAAGGCUCACAAAGCAAACUUCAGGUAUCUGGUAAAGUUCUUGGCUAAACUGGCUCAGGAUAGCGAUGUUAAUAAAAUGACUCCCAGCAACAUUGCGAUAGUCCUGGGGCCUAACCUGCUGUGGUCGAAGACAGAGGGGACUCUGGCAGAGAUGGCAGCAGCUACAUCUGUACAUGUAGUUGCCAUCAUUGAGCCUAUUAUUCAGCAUGCUGACUGGUUCUUCCCUGAAGAGGUGGACUUCAACGUGUCAGGUGUGUUCGCCUUGCCUAGCCAUCCGCCCACUCCAGACCCUGAACCCAGCCUGGACAGGAAACGCCCCGGCAGCAUGGGGCAGGAUGGGGACAGUCACACCCCUCGUAAAGACAGCCCUGUUAACAAACAGCCGGAGCCCGCUCCUCGCAGAACCAACGUCUUAAAUAGAAAGCAGUCACAACUAACCUCACCCACCUUCCAACCCCCAUUACCCCCUCUGGAAGCCGGGAUUCCUACACAGCUUGAACCCCACCCUCCUCUUCCUUCAGAGGCUGAGCAGCCUGGCCUGAGUGUUGCUGGUAGUGGUGGUGGUGGUGGUCUGGGUGGUGGGGUCCAGGUAGCCACAGUGCAACAUCAGGUUGUAACCCAGCUCAGCACAGAGGAGAGCAGCCCGGCCCGUGACCAUAUGUCCACCCCGCCUCCGCAGAGGAAUGGGUCAGUUCACCUUGCUGUAGGAACCCCGCAGGGAGGUUCUAGGGGGCCCAGUCCACACAUGGUCCGCAGAGGCACCAAGAAACAAGCCCCAGCUCCACCCAAACAGGCCAGCCCAUUUGCCUCUCAGCUCAGUAACACCCAAACACCCGGUUCCCCUCAGCACCCACCCAUCACACCCCGUCGUCACCACAGCAAAGACGCCCUAAUCCAAGCUCCGAACCAUCCACCCCCGCAGCCGCCUACACCCCACCAGGCCCAGGGAGAGUCAGAGCACUCUCCCCCUAGCAGUCCCACCCCUCCUGACACUCCGCCUCAUGAUGGCUCGCACUCCAAUCCACUUUCUUCCAGCCACUUUGGAUCUCUCCCUCGCCCCUCGAGGCCAGCUCCAAGACCCAAGCCCCGUCCCAGCAUGCCACCGCCUCCACAACCGUCGGGAAAUGACAGCGGGAAUGGCAUCUGCAACUCUUCCUCCAAGAUCAUUACAGAAGGAGGCCUGGUUCUUAAGGGGACUGGAAGAACCAUCAUCCCCGAGGUGAUUAAGGACCAAGAAGGGGAAAGCUCUGCUGGUCAAGAGCCUGCCGCCACCACCACCACCCCCCCAGCCUUAAACCCAGACCCCAGCUUCCAGACAGAGAGCACCGCUUUUUAAACAGAGAGGGAUCCUCUCACACUCAGCCUGUCUAGGUUUGAAUGUUUAUGAUAAAGCAUCAGACAGGUGACCCAAAAUGAAAUCUCUCUGGCUCUUCAAGCACCACUUACAUGAUGCCAAACUGUUGCUGGAAACAAAUGGCUGCCUUUUCCUCUGCUAUACUGACUCAAACCAGAAACCUCAUCUUAAGUUAGUGGUUUAAACCACAAAGGCCCUGUCCAGCUAUCACUUUCCACAUUAGACUGCACAUUAAACUCUGUUUGCUCCACAUCCUGCUGGGUAUUCUGAGAUUGGACUGCAGGGCCCUGCGAGGAACAAGGCUAGCGGGGCUUAAACAUAAAACCUCAGCAAUAACGCAGCUAAUUUCAGAGUGUUGGUAAAGUUAAUCUCUUGCUUUUUUAAAAAUAAAAAAAUAAUCUAUUACUAUUAAAUCUUCAAUGAUGCAAAUACUUUUUCAAAAUAAAUCUGUGAAUCUGGUUUUAUCAUAUAAGCCCAUUAAUGGGUACUCGAAAAGCCACAGCUGUGUGAGUGAGUUUUAAACAACUGCUGUUCAUCUAUAUAUGAUGAAGCAAAACCAAACCAAAAAAAUACCAAACCCAGUUUCCAUUGCAUCAGGUUCAACUGGCCAGAUGAGAAAGUAAUGCCUCUUGUCAAUGUGUACUAGAAAGAACCAAAGGAAACUGAGUUAAAACAAAGCUGUUAACAGCCAUUGCUGUGGUUGUUAAUGACCAAAUAUUUUGGCAUGGGUGCAAUAUAACAUGCAUUUGUCUUCCAGCGGUGUCCCAUCCCAGUGCAUACACUGCCAUUUUUGAUAUUUGGGGCAGUUUUACUUUAUAUUUGGUGAUCCAGCAGAAUUUAAUUGAGUUUCUUUGAUUUCUAUUGACCUGAUUUACAAAGCUGACAAAAUGUAUUUGAUACUUGAAGAUUUGCCAUUAAUGUUUUUUUUUUUCUUCUAAAUGUAACUGAUCACUUUCUAUCAAACUCCAAAGCUAUGACCAAAACUCAAGUAUAUGAUUAAAAUGGGUCUUUGUAGAUUUUUUUUAUUUUUUAGCUCACAAGAUUUGCCUUGUUAGUUUUCAGCUUUUUUUUUUUUUUUGGUUGUUAAAGCAUUUUUUAUGGCGGUUCUUCUGCACAAACUGCA
This is a messenger RNA of Archocentrus centrarchus (flier cichlid), 3844 nucleotides long. It is a transcript of the gene arhgap17b, whose product is annotated as Rho GTPase activating protein 17b. Gene Ontology annotation, biological process: regulation of Rac protein signal transduction; positive regulation of GTPase activity; signal transduction. Gene Ontology annotation, cellular component: cytoplasm; cytosol; intracellular anatomical structure. Gene Ontology annotation, molecular function: GTPase activator activity; protein binding. The coding region runs from base 271 to 2703 and encodes 810 amino acids. NCBI's taxonomy places the organism in Eukaryota, Metazoa, Chordata, Actinopteri, Cichliformes, Cichlidae. The transcript is spliced from 20 exons. The record is from RefSeq and is a predicted model, not a curated record.